AUGGAUACACCCAAUAAUAUUAGCUAUGAACAAUACUUACAGUCGGCUGUUAAGAUUGCAAGAGAAGUAGGACCAAAGAUUUUGGAGAACUACAGCAACCGUGAUAAAAAAGUCGAAUAUAAAGGUGCUGUCGAUUUAGUCACUGAAACUGAUAAAAAUACUGAAGAAGCCAUCAUCAAGGCAUUGACAACAGAGUACCCACAUACAAAGAUUCUAGGUGAAGAAUCUACAAAGGAUGGUAUUUACAAUUGGGGUAACGAGCCAACUUGGAUCAUUGAUCCAAUCGAUGGUACAACUAAUUUUGUUCAUAGAUUCCCAUUGUUUUGUGUAGCAAUUGCUUUAUCUAUUAAUAAGGAAAUCGUUGUAGGAAUGAUCUACAGUCCAGUGUUGAAUGAAAUGUUUACUGCCACCAAAGGAGGUGGUUCUUAUUUGAAUGGUGUAAAAUUGGAUGUUACAAAUGUUGAUAAUUUGCAACAAGCUGUCAUUGCAACCAAUGUCGGUUACGAUAGAUCUGAAUAUGGAGUAGAGUUUAUGUUAAGUAAUAUUAAGAAUAUUUUAUCACAAAAUGUACAAUCAAUAAGAAUGUCUGGUACUGCAGCAUGGGAAAUGGCAAGUGUUGCCUGUGGAAGAUUAGAUUGUUUCUACGAGUGGGGUAUUCAUCCAUGGGAUAUUGCUGCUUCAUCGAUUUUGAUCACUGAGGCUGGUGGUGUUGUUUUAGAUCCAUCGGGUGGACCAGUUCAAAUGGAGGGUAGAAGAGUUUUAUGCGGAAAUCCAAAGAUUUGCGAUCUUGUUUCAAAGUGUCUUGGUGUAAGAAAGCCACUAUAA
Molecule: messenger RNA, 825 nt
Organism: Heterostelium album PN500
Lineage: Eukaryota; Evosea; Eumycetozoa; Acytosteliales; Acytosteliaceae
Gene: impa1
Product: inositol monophosphatase family protein
Exons: 4
Coding region: 1-825 (274 amino acids)
Biological process (GO): signal transduction; phosphatidylinositol phosphate biosynthetic process; inositol metabolic process
Molecular function (GO): inositol monophosphate 1-phosphatase activity
Source: RefSeq, a predicted model, not a curated record